AUGGCUGAAUCAACAAGAAUCCGCACACUAGAGGCGAAAUGCUUCUGCGGUGGCAUACACUUUGCCCUCGACAUCCCAGUCGCAGACCUUCCCCUCAAGGCCUAUCUGUGCCAUUGUAGCAUAUGCCGCUAUAAUACGGGAACUCUGGCAAACAUGCACGCCAAUCUCGCUCAAGGUAUCGAGCCAAAUUGGAUUGCGCCGUCAAGCAGUAAAGGUCUGACGUCGUACCUGAUACCCGGUGUCGGCUACACCCCAAAGUCGUGCUCGACGUGCGGCUGCCAUGUCGGCGCUGUUGGAAAUGAUGAUGGGACAUGGACGCUGGCGACGGCAAUCCUCAAAGAACAUGGUCACGAUAUUGUCAAAAUUGUCUCGCAUGUCUUCAACAAGUCUGCCGGAGACUGUGGACUGGCAGGUAUCCUUACACACAUCCAAGGCAAAGCUUUGGGAACCUGGAACCCCGAAGAUGACCAAGCCAACGCAGCGGCCCCCAAACCCAAGCUUGAAGUCGGCUCCGACGGACAAGAGAGACUUCGGGCUCAGUGCCAUUGUGGCGGUGUGUCCUUUACCAUCCCUCGGCCAUCCAAGGAGAUUGCAGAGCACAACUAUGCGAAGCGCUUUGUGUCGCCGCUCGACCCGACCAAAUGGUACGGCACACUCGACAUCUGCGACGACUGUAGGCUUAUCAACGGAACGCCUGUGGCAUCGUGGAUUUUUGUGCCCAUCAAUGCCAUCGAGCCUGCCAUGGGCGAGCAUCUCAUGCUCGGCACCAUCAAAACGUACGCUUCCUCAGAAGGGGUGACGCGCGCUUUUUGCUCCGUCUGCAGCGCGACAGUUUUCUUUCUGCAGCACAGCCGCCGGUAUGGUCACGUACCGGUGGUUGACAUAUCGACAGGAUUACUGAGAGCGCCGGACGGAGCCAUGACGGAGUGCUGGAUCACUUGGCGGACGCGAUUGUCCUUUGAGAGCGAUGGUCUUGCUUUUGACAAGGACAUGACUGAAGGCGUAGUAGAGGGCAUGAGAAAAUGGACAAUGGAAAGAAAUGGUGGAGAAAUCUUGGCAGACGAGAUUUGA
Molecule: messenger RNA, 1071 nt
Organism: Beauveria bassiana ARSEF 2860
Lineage: Eukaryota; Fungi; Ascomycota; Sordariomycetes; Hypocreales; Cordycipitaceae
Product: DUF636 domain-containing protein
Exons: 1
Coding region: 1-1071 (356 amino acids)
Molecular function (GO): carbon-sulfur lyase activity
Source: RefSeq, a predicted model, not a curated record